Messenger RNA from Momordica charantia (bitter melon), 954 nucleotides. RefSeq lists its product as uncharacterized. NCBI's taxonomy places the organism in Eukaryota, Viridiplantae, Streptophyta, Magnoliopsida, Cucurbitales, Cucurbitaceae. Gene Ontology annotation, molecular function: zinc ion binding. The record is from RefSeq and is a predicted model, not a curated record.
CGAGACGAAACAUCGAUAUGAUCAAACAAGAUGAAGGAUCAAGCGGGACACCAAAUCGAGAUGAAUCUGUGACAGUUCUUGCAUUGCCACCGAGACCUCAAGAAGCAAAAGAAGUAACCGGAGGGGUGGUGCAGAACCACAAUGAGAAUGAGGCUGGCAAGAGGCAUGGAGAGGAAUCGAAAGAGAGCCACCAUAACUGCAUCAUUGAUAUAAAAAGCAGUGGUGAGUCAGUGGAUGGUGAAGAUUCUAGUGAAGAAAAAGUUUGCAGGAUAUGCCAUUUGAGUUCUGAACAUCAGUCAAUAGCUUCAGAUCUCAUACAACUCGGAUGUCGCUGCAAAGAUGAGCUCGGAAUUUCCCACCGUGACUGUGCUGAGAUUUGGUUUAUGCAUAGAGGCAACAGACAGUGUGAAAUCUGUGGUCAGACUGCAACAAACGUAAGGGGAAUCAGGAGCGGCGGUUUCAUGAUACAGCGGAAUGAAAGGAGGUUGGUAGCAAGCUCAACAGUCUCCACAGUGUCCUUGGACAGCGACGAUUCACUAUCAUGUUGCUGGGGGCAGCGCUUCUGUAAUUUCUUAUUAACAUGCACAGUUCUAGCCUUCCUCCUCCCAUGGUUCUUUCGUCUAGAUUUCUUUGGAUGAUGAGUGAUGACUUUUCUCGGACAUCCCAUCAUCAAAUAAACCAGAAAUGAAGUGCCUGACCCAUGCUACUGAGGACCUGGGAAUAAGGAAAAACAACAGUUUCACACGGAGGAAUUGACAGAUAUAUAUGUAGUUCUCGCAUACUGUCUCUAAAUAAAUCAGCAGAAGAGAGAUCAAAGCCAAACAAACUAGUUCUAUAGAAAAGUAUAAAUGAGAAACGACAUUCAGAACCAUACAGGCCUGAAUGACAUGUAAUAUUCAUUUUUCACUAGAAAAUUUCACAAAUGCAAUCUUUACAGGUUGGUGGCUGACAUGA